Paramecium primaurelia is the source of this 1026-nucleotide messenger RNA. The record is from the annotation of a GenBank genome assembly. Lineage: Eukaryota; Ciliophora; Oligohymenophorea; Peniculida; Parameciidae.
AUGAAAACUCAAAGAAAGAGUUUAAUUAAAGAAAUUAAAGCUCAUUGUCCUAUUGUUAUCAAGUAUACUGAAUUAUUCUAUUAAGCGAACCAGUUGGAGUAGUGUAACCCCUUUGUAACAAGUUAUAUACAAAACCAUUAAGUGAUUGGAAAAAUGUAGAAGCCUUUAUUAAGUGGAGAGAUAUGAAAUGCUAAAAAAGUUUAGCAUUAUUGUAUAGUAAAAAACAGAAUUGUAGAAUUGAUUUACCGAUUCCUUAAGUUAAGAAAUAAUAAGAUAUUCAUUCUACUAAAUCUAUUGAUGUAUUCAUUUCUUAACAAUCAUAAGAAUAAAAAUAAGUCAAGGGAGAUUAUUUAACAUUGUUAAAUGAAUAAAACAAAAAAAUAUGAAUACGUAGAUACAUCAUUAAAUAAAAUGUAUUAAAUAUAAGACAAAUCUGCAUAAGAGUAUUAGAGUUAUCUAAGUAAGCAUUUAGAGGACUCAAGGGCAAUGAAUAAAGCGAUUUCAUUUAAUCUAUAAAGCCAGUCUCGUUUUUAAUUAUUUUAAAAGCUUAGAAAUAUGUAAACAUUUCUUUUUAUUCUAUAAAGGAACAAGAACAUUCUUAAUUCAUUAAGUUAAUAACAUGAAUAAAUUUAAAGCAAGUAGGAUGACUCAAAAAUAAUAAAAAUUGAAGUAAUUUAAUUAUUUAUAAGGUAGACUACUCUACGUAGUUCUGAUGAACAAAGUAAUUUAGAGACAUCUCCUAUUACUUAAUGUGAAGAUGGAUAAAAUAACAGAAUAAAAAAUAAACUAAAGUCUUUGAUUGGACCAAUCUAAUAAAACUAAAUCACUAAAAAUAAAUAAUUAACUUUACCUUAUUUUUCGAGAAAUCAAUUAAAUAUCAAAUAUAGUCAUUUUUUUGUUACAAAUUAAGAUUGUGAAAAUAAUCAAUCAUCAGAUAAUAACAGUAAUAUCAAUUCAUUAAUACGAAAUAAAUCAUCUAUGCUUAGUAGAGAAAUGAAGAGAAUUCGAAUUUAAACUGAAUGUUGA